CCAAAUGGGAAUUUAAACCAUUUAUAAAAGGGCUUGGGCUUUAAAUAUUCAACAACGAGCCAACUACCAGCCUACCGUGUUAUAAACCCUAAUGCGCCACCAUCCUUCCUUUUUCGGAAAAAAUUCUGUUUGCCCUCAUUCUUAAACACUCUUAUCUUUGAAAUCCUCCAUAAUAAAAUUUUUCCUCUGAUUCGCAGCGCAGAUUUAAAGAAAAAGAGACGGAAGGGGAUUUUCAGGUUCAUGGUGGUUGAUUUUAAUUUUCGUCUAUAAGUUAGGGUUUUUUUUGUUAGUCUAGUGAAAAUGCCAGGGGUAAUGCCAAUAUUGCCCCUUCCGGCACCCCCUUCUGAUGGGGAUUUAGGCCCAUUACCUCCAUCUCAGGUGCCAGAGGCUCAAAAUGAGGAGAUUCAAACGAAUGAAGAACAGAACAAAGCUAACUCAGUUGCAACUCAUACUAGAACUAUUGGAAUCAUUCAUCCUCCUCCUGAUAUUAGAAAUAUUGUUGAUAAAACUGCUCAGUUUGUUGCCAAAAAUGGACCCGAAUUCGAGAAAAGAAUCAUUGCUAAUAACGCUAACAAUGUCAAGUUCAAUUUCUUGACUAGUUCAGAUCCAUACCAUGCUUAUUAUCAACAUAGGUUGUCUGAGUUUCGUGCUCAGAAUCAGAACCAGCCCAACUCCCAGCAGCAGCAGCCGCAAUUGCAGUCUGCUGAUUCAGCUCCAGCUGAGACUGCUACAGCUGCAGCUGCAGAUGGGAAUGAUGCAGUAGUGGCAGUAGCUAAGCCUGAUCCCGCUUCGCUGUUUAGACUGCCUGUGCGGAAGAAUCUUGAACCACCGGAAGCAGCCCAAUAUACUGUUAGACUUCCUGAAGGGAUUACAGGGGAAGAGUUGGAUAUUAUUAAGCUGACUGCACAGUUUGUUGCACGAAAUGGGAAAUCAUUCUUGACUGGGUUGACCAGUAGGGAGAUUAAUAAUCCCCAGUUCAAUUUUUUAAGGCCUACUCACAGUAUGUUUACCUUUUUCACCGAACUUGCUGAUGCAUAUUCCAAAGUGUUGAUGCCUCCAAAGGGCUUGACAGAAAAGUUGAGGAAGAGUGUUGUUGAUAUGACAACUGUGCUUGAGAGGUGCUUGCACCGGCUGGAAUGGGAACGCUCGCAGGAGCAGGCAAGGCAGAAAGCUGAGGAUGAAAUUGAGCAGGAGAGAAUGCAAAUGGCAAUGAUUGAUUGGCAUGAUUUUGUUGUGGUUGAGACUAUAGACUUUGCUGAUGACGAGGACGAGGACUUACCUCCCCCAAUGACCAUUGAGGAGGUAAUAAGGAGGAGCAAGAUCACUGCUAUGGAAGAAGAUGAGAUUGUUGAGCCUGGAAAGGAGGUGGAAAUGGAAAUGGAUGAAGAAGAGGUACAGCUUGUUGAGGAAGGCAUGAGAGCUGCUAGCAUUGGAGAGAAUGAUGGUGAGAAGAAGGAUAUAAGGGUAAAUGAGGACCCUGAACCACCAAUGAGAAUUGUGAAGAACUGGAAGAGGCCUGAGGAGAGAAUCACUGCUGAAAGAGAUCCUACCAAGUUUGUUGUCUCACCAAUAACUGGUGAGCUAAUUCCCAUUAAUGAGAUGUCUGAACACAUGAGAAUUUCCUUAAUUGAUCCCAAGUACAAGGAGCAGAAAGAAAGGAUGUUUGCGAAGAUUAGGGAGACAACUCUUGCUCAGGAUGAUGAGAUAUCUAGAAACAUUGUGGGACUUGCACGCACACGUCCUGAUAUCUUUGGUACCACUGAGGAAGAAGUAUCUAAUGCUGUCAAGGCUGAAAUUGAGAAAAAGAAAGAUGAGCAACCAAAACAGGUUAUAUGGGAUGGUCACACUGGAAGCAUUGGACGAACCGCAAACCAGGCUAUGUCUCAAACCAUCAUGGGAGAAGAUCAAAAUGAUGCUGCUAACAGCAUUUCACAGAACCUUCCUGGUCCUGCUGCUCCUCCUCCUCGACCUGGUGUCCCAUCAGUUCGUCCCCUCCCCCCACCUCCUGGACUAGCUUUAAACCUCCCUCGUGUUCCUCCAAAUGCUCCCCAAUAUUCUGCCGCAUCUAGUGGGGGGCUUCCUAUGUCGUUACCUCAACCUCGUCCAAUUGGUGUUCCAGUAAUGCAGUCAAUGCGUCAGGCACCACCUCCUAUGCAGAUGGCACCUGGCCAACAAUCCAUGAUGAUGAAUCGACCACCACAAAUGUCUCCAACAAUGUCCAUGAACCCAGUUAAUAUGCCUGUGCCCCCUCCACCUGGUUCUCAAUUUACUGCUGUCUCAGUUCCUCGACCCUUUGCCCCACUUCCUGUCCCACCACCUUCUAUGCCCAUGAUGCAGCCACCUCCACCUUUGCCUCAAGGAAUUCCUCCACCACCACCACCUGAAGAAGCUCCUCCACCACUUCCUGAUGAGCCAGAGCCAAAAAGACAGAAACUUGAUGAUGCCAAGCUUGUUCCAGAAGAUCAGUUUCUUGCUCAACAUCCGGGUCCUGCUUGCAUUACUGUGUCUGUUCCCAACCUUGAUGAAGGGAAUCUCAAAGGACAACUUCUUGAGAUCACUGUGCAGGCCUUAUCUGAAACAGUUGGCAGUUUGAAGGAGAAAAUUGCAGGGGAAAUUCAGCUUCCUGCAAAUAAGCAGAAAUUGAGUGGAAAAGCUGGGUUUCUGAAGGACAAUAUGACCCUUGCAUAUUACAAUGUUGGAGCAGGAGAAACGCUUGCUCUUUCAUUGAGGGAACGUGGUGGGAGGAAGAGGUGAUGAGUUUUUUGAACGAGGCUAUCCAAGCUUCCAGUGGGAACUUAAAAAUUAUCGUGGGAUUCUUAUCUCAAUCCUCUUUGUUGUUAUAUUUUGGAGAUUAAAGUGGCUUGGUCUUGUACUACUAGGAUUACUAUCAUAAUAUUACUGCUAUAGUUAAAACAUGUCUUGUUCUUUUAAUCUGAUGGCAAGUCUGAUAUCUACUACAGAUCUGGCAUUUUGGCGAGCCUCUCAGGGGCAAUGGAAGUAUAGGCAUCCUUUAGCUUAGGGAGACAAGUUACCCUGUUAUGUCAACAACCAAUUAUUGCUUCCCUAUGAAUCUGCACUGGGUUUACCACUAAUAUAACUAUCUACAUAUUUUGCCCACGUUAAUGAUCAUGAAAGUGUCUUGUUAAGUUAUAUAUCGUGGCAAAUAGUGUGAUAUUUGGGUCUUGGCCCAGGAAAAAGUUUGAAUAGAUUAUGCUGAGCAGCACAUCUCCCAGUUGUGUGACUAUGUCACACCACUCACCAAAGGCUUUUCUGAGCAAAUUUCUCUGAUGUUUACUCUUAUUGGAUUUGGUCAACGAUGAUUGAUGCAAUGAUAUCUUUUGAUCCUGUAGACAUUUUCACUUCAGAAAAGCCAUUUGUUUGGAGUCAUGGUCAAGGAUGUUGUUAUGUGAAACCUGAGAAGCUAUCACAGGUGGUGUUUCAGGACCGCAGGUGCUGGUGGCGGUGGCUUGUCAUUUGACAUUUCCAAUGUCGUAGAAGCAAUUGUGUUUCCUUGUAUUUUUACGGAUUCUUUUUAAAGCUGCUAUUUCUUUGUUUUUGUUUUAAUUGCAGCAUUGGUUGGGUGGCUAGUCUCUAGAUAGAGUUCAUGGUAGACAUUGGCGCUAUAUAUUGACAUCUUUUUCUUGAGAAUGUCUUUGUAUUCUUUAGCUGCACUAUAAGCAAACAAACUGAUUAGCUUUCAUAAAUUUGAAUAAACAAAUUGUCAAAUA
Molecule: messenger RNA, 3728 nt
Organism: Gossypium arboreum
Lineage: Eukaryota; Viridiplantae; Streptophyta; Magnoliopsida; Malvales; Malvaceae
Product: probable splicing factor 3A subunit 1
Exons: 3
Coding region: 301-2754 (817 amino acids)
Biological process (GO): mRNA cis splicing, via spliceosome; regulation of alternative mRNA splicing, via spliceosome
Cellular component (GO): catalytic step 2 spliceosome; U2 snRNP; U2-type prespliceosome
Molecular function (GO): protein binding; RNA binding
Source: RefSeq, a predicted model, not a curated record